Molecule: messenger RNA, 1773 nt
Organism: Closterium sp. NIES-65
Lineage: Eukaryota; Viridiplantae; Streptophyta; Zygnematophyceae; Desmidiales; Closteriaceae
Source: the annotation of a GenBank genome assembly
AUGGCGCUUGCUAGACGCUGUACGCUCUUUCUUCUCCUCGUUCUUGGUUUAGCCUACAUUGCAAAGGCAGCCAUUGCUCCCACGGCCACAGCAGGCCCCAAGUGCAAGAACGCGUUCCCUCAAAGGCCUCUGUGCAAGUUCGUGGACAGCUUGACCACGCGCGUGAUUCCCACUCUCGAUGGCACCAAGCCGCUCACAAUCGGCGCCUAUCAAAUAUACCAGAAAUUCCAUCGCGAUCUGCCGGCGACGAAGCAGUACGCGUACGGCACGAGUCAGAAGACGGCGUCGUACCCCGGCCCCACCAUCGUGGCCAAGGUGGGCAUCGACACGACGGUGACGUGGGAGAACCAUCUGCUCGACAACACGCACAUGUUCACCGUCGACCCCACGCUCAUCAUGGGCUACAAGUACCCCAAGCGGGGCAUCCCCAUGGUUGCUCACAGGCACGGUGGUAGUCAGCAGAGCUUCUACGACGGGCACCCUUUCGCGUGGAUCACACAGUACGGCGAGAAAGGCCCCACGUACGCGACGAACGUGUACAAGUACGUGAACGACGAGGCGUCCACCAUCUGGUACCACGACCACAUGGCCGGCUUGACGCGCCUCAACGUCGCUGCCGGCCUGGCGGGGCUGUACAUUAUCACGGACCCCGAGGUUGAGUCCAAGUUCACCUGGCUGCCGCCCGCCUCCCGCACCGUGCCGCUCGCCAUCGCGGAUCGCCUCUUCUUUGCGAACGGGUCGGUGAACUACCCGAACGUGGGGAUCGUGCCGAACGUGCAUCCCAACUGGAUUCCCGAGUACCUCGGCGACACCAACAUGGUUAACGGCGUGGUUUGGCCGUACCUCAAGGUCCGGCCUGCGAUGUACCGGUUCAAGAUGCUGGGUGCGGCGAACGCGCGUUUCUACAAUCUGCAGUUCGUUUGCGCGCAGCGCGGCGACUACCCCAACUUCGUGCCACCGCUCAGGGGCAAGGUUCUCGAUAUAAUCAGCAUUGCCACCGACGGCGGUUACUUGCCAAAGCCGGUGUACUCCAAGUCACUGCUGCUGGUUCCCGGUGCUCGCCAGGAUGUGCUCGUUGAUUUCUCCAACCUGCCCGACACGUGCAAGGACGUGAUUCUCCAAAAUCUUGCUGCCGCGCCCUUCCCCGCUGGUGUGACGGCUGACCGCGACACGGGGCUUGUAAUGCGCUUCGUGAUCACCAAUCGCAAGCGCUUUCCCGCGCCGAAGAUCCCCAGCUCCAUCUCGUACUUGCCUCCAAUCAACUACAAGAACAUCCAGAAGGUUCGCUGGCACCGCCUGGUGGAGGAGAUGGAUCCCAAGACGAACCUGCCCGUCCGCGUCACCAUCGACAACCUCGGGUUUGCCGACCCCAUCAGGGACUACCCCAAGCAGGGCACGAACGAGCUGUGGCAUAUCAUUAACUUGUCGGCCGACGCGCACCCCAUGCACUUCCAUCUCGUGGACCACCGCCCCGUGUCGCGCCGCCCCUUUGACGUCGCGGCGUUCCAGGCUGGCAAGUGCGCGUUCCGCGGCAAGAAGCUGCCCACCUGCUGGACUGGACCGAGGGUUCGGAUCGAUCCCACUGAGGACGGUUUGAAGGACACCACAACCGCGUACCCCGGUCAGGUGCUGACGCUGUGGUUCGGCUGGCACGAUGGCAAUGGCAAGCCUUUCCCGUUUGACGUGACCGUUGGCCCGGGCUACGUGUACCAUUGCCACAUGCUGGAUCACGAGGAUAAUGACAUGAUGCGGCCGUUCAAGGUGAUCAAGUAA